This is a messenger RNA of Trematosphaeria pertusa, 1653 nucleotides long. RefSeq lists its product as uncharacterized. Lineage: Eukaryota; Fungi; Ascomycota; Dothideomycetes; Pleosporales; Trematosphaeriaceae. The transcript has a single exon. The coding region runs from base 224 to 1621 and encodes 465 amino acids. The record is from RefSeq and is a predicted model, not a curated record.
UCCCCUUUCCGCGGUGACACUGAUCGCCUCUCGCAUUCUCGCUCCUUCGUCGGUUUGUCUCACACGGUUCCAUGCCUCCUUUGUCCCUCUACAAUGUCUUAGGACCUACUGGUUUGCAUCUUCUCCUCACAUAAUGUAUAUCAUUAUGUGCAGCCGGGGGCGGCCUGUCAUCACAAUGUGCAUAUAUCCAUCUGUGUCUGAAUAGUAUAAGUUCUUACCUAUCAUGCCUGCCAUGGCGCUCAUACCGUCUCAACCUCUUUCCAAAGAGAUACAGACUAACAGUUGCAAGAUGUCCGGCACUAUUGACUUGUGUUCCGCUUACGCGGAACCGCCACAGUUUACAUUCGUCAUCGACUUGGAGACUCCCCCUUCUUCCCCGGAAAUAGAGGCUGAGGAGUCCGACGAUGAGGUCGAAGAGUUUGAGCUGAACGCUGAACCUACUCCAGAAUGCACGUCGAUGAUAAUGCCGCCUCGCCAGCCAACCAAACUGGAGCGCCUCGUCGAUAGCCUCCGCAAUGCUAAAGCGCACGGCCUGUCAGCAAACAACCAGUCCGCCCUGGAGCAACUGAUCAUGGACCACCUGCACACCAACCCAGUCACCGUCGCAGACGUUGAGCUCCUAAUCCCAGCCUUCAACCGUCGCUUCUCCCUCACGAACAAGCUCGCAAUAAACAUAGGCCUGUUCCACUCUCGCGGCCACAUCUCCGCCUCCAGCCUCGAAGCCAUGCAGCUGCACAUCCUCGCCCAGGGCGACCCGCACAACGUCGUCUUCACCCGCGUCGGCGAGAAACUCGAGCGCUUCCAGCGCGAGAAAACAGCCCGUGAGAUGACGCACAUGCGCUCGUCCAAAGCACGCCGGUUCUACGACCGCCGCCAGCUCAAUGAGCGCGAGACGCAGCUGCGCCGCGCGGAAAAGGAGAAGCGCGACGUGGAACAGCGGUUGCGCUCGAUGCCGGAAGAAUGGCACCAGCCCGUUGAGAACGCGUCCUUUUUGCCGUAUGGGGUGAACACGACGGCGGAGCUGUUUGCGGAGCUGGUGGAGGUGGACUACGAGGGCGCGAUGGAGCUGCAGAAUCUUGCGGAGGCGUGGGAAAAGGGUCGGGGGAAGAAGAAGACGCUGGAGAAGAACAUUGCUCAGUGCUGCUGUGACGCGGAUGAUUGGCGGAAAGUGAUGCAGGCGACUGAGGAUGCGUUGCGGGAGAACGUGCCUCCAGCCGUAUGUCCGCAGUCUGUUCCCUCCUCCUCCUCCUCCCUCUUCCCCCCUUGUGAGGAAAAUGCUCGACCAAAGGUCAACAUCCCGGCACCGCCUCGCCACAAUUAUCACACCCUCCCUCCUCCUCCACCGAACCUCUGCCUCCUCCUUCUUCUUCUCGAACAGCAGAAGAACCGCAGGCAGACGAAGACGGUGUGGCCGUGGCCGAAGACGUGUGGAUUGUCCAACCAUCUGUUCCGCCAGCCGCGAGGCGAGCCGGUGAAGGUCCGUCUUCCGCCCAAACCAUCAACAGCUGCUACGCCGCCCGCGGCGAGCCCUGGAGCGGGCAAGCUGCCUGUGCGCCACCAGCUCUCCCCUUUGAUUGCUGUCCCGCGGUGUUUUGAGAAGCCGCCGCCGCCGCCGCGUUGACUAUGCGGCGGACGAGGCUUUUGUGUUGCCCU